UUUAAAUAAUUUGAAUUCAAGUUAUAUUAUCUAUGCAAAAAAUGAACAUUGUAAAAGUUUAAUGCGAAAAAUACUUGUCAUUCGGAAGGGAAAUAAAUUAGCAGAGAAACGAUGGCUGUCAUUAAAACAACACUGUUGGCUUCUAUCGACUUCUUGGAAAGUUCAUCAACUUCAACAGACAGAAACUGGUCGUGGGUAGUUUUAUUUUCGUCAUCUAUGAUAGCUGGCUUCACAUGGGGUAUUCAACACGUCAGUGGUAUAUUCUAUAGUGUUUGGUUGGAAGAGUUCAAAAUUUCAAAAGGAACUGUUGCAUGGAUCACAGGGUUGCCUUUAGGAUUGUUGUUACUUCUAUCACCCCUAUAUCCAAUUAUAUAUCGGAAAUUAAAAGGAUUUCAAAUUGGAUCAGUAUUUGGAAGCAUUUUAACUGGAAUAUCCUUACUGUUAUCGUCCUAUGUUACAAAUGUCUAUCUUCUAUUCUUUACCUACAGUUUCCUGACAGGAAUUGGUUUGCUGUUGCUAGCUACUCCAGCGGUAAUGAUUAUUCCCAAGUAUUUUCACAAACAUGUCUCAUUCGCUACCGCGUUUGCAACAACAGGAUCUUUCAUUACACCACUGUUUCUAUCACCAUUGAUAAGCUAUCUAAAUAGAAAAUUCUGUUGGAGAGUUGCAUUCAGAGUGUUGGGUAUUCUUGUGAUUUUAAUUUGCACACCUUGUGGGUUACUGUGGAGAAACCACUCGUCAGAUACUCCAAAUCUUCAUUCACUUCAAGGAAAGAAAAGCACAAAGGCUUGGAACAAAUACAAACAUCUUUUAAAAAACAGACAUUAUUUGAUAUUUUUACUAGCAACCACUUUGGGAUCUUUAGACGCUUCUGUUUCCUUAACCCAUCUUGUUCAACAUGCAAUAGAAUCUGGUACUGACAGAAAUGAUGCAAACUGGUUACCCGUGUACUUGUCAUUGGGAAACGUGAUUGGUCGUUUAUGUCUUGGGAAAAUAUUUGAUAUACAAUGUAUUAACAAAAUGAUCUUCUAUAAAAUAUUAAUGAUCAUGUCAGGGUUGACAGCAGUUGUUGGAUCUUUUUCGGUGGAAUUUUAUCAGCUAAUUCUAUUUGCUAUUUGCUAUACAAUAUUCGAUGGUGCACAUAAAGCGCAACAGUCCAUUAUAUUGUUGAAUAUAGCUGGGAAAAAAUUACUUUUGGAGGGAUGGACACUUUUAAUGAGUCUAGGAGCAAUAACUUUUGUUUUGGGUCCAGUCUUGGUGGGAUACUUUUCAAGUGGAAUAAGUAGCUACAAGGUCAUGUUUUAUUUCAUGAGUGUACCAUCCAUAUUGGCAUCCCUACUUUUGAAUUUGAUGUACAUAUUUCCUGAGGUAAACAUGGGUGAUUUAUCAAAAGAAACAAAGUCGUCUGAAAACAAUGCUGGACUUCUGGAAGUAACAUGACGAGAUAACGACAUUUAAAUAUAAAGAAAGAAUUUUUGUUAUUUAAGACGUAUAGAAUAAUUUUUGUUGUUGUUGCGUAGCUUGUUUACAUUUAGCCCUUUUUGUUUUGGUACCGCGCUUGCAAUAACUUGAUGUUUACGUCUCUCCUGAUAACACAUAUCAUACAAAGAUUUUUUGUCACUAAAGUGAUUUUGUUUUGUGUUGAAUUACUAAGACUUGUAACUAUUCUACCAAAGCUUUUAAUUUGUGCCGAAAUGAUUUAAACUGGCGUAAAAAGACCUUUAAGGCGAAAUAAAGGAGCGGUGUAAAUUUUUAAGAAUUGAAUUUCUGUACUCAACUACUAAGGAAGUAUAAAAACUACAAACAUUCCAAAAUAAUAGACAUGACACGUUAAUAUACAAGAUAUUUUUGUUUCAAAAUUUGUUGAGUUGUUGUAUUUAUUGUUUAGAGCUUCAAACGCGUAUUAUUACAUGCGUAAUUAUUUACCUUUUUUAUUUUGUAAUUGCCAAAAAUUGGAAUAAACUGAACACCUUCUAAUUUUAUGACAGCAUAUGUACUCCAACUUCCCACAACUACACAAAUCAUGGUACCUAGCUUCCAGAGAAAUAACACAAUAGAAAUAUUCUAAAUGUUCGUCAUCGUCAUGAAAUUCUGGUUUAAACUGAAAGUCAAUGACCAUUGGUUGUUCCAUGAUCUAUAUGAUUUACUGAAAAUGUAUUAUAAAGAUCACGAAGUCUAAAAAAGUUAACAAGAUAGUUUUCUUUGUCAGUAACUCGUACUGAUUCUCAAGAUAUAUGCACAAAUAUAAAGUUUUUCUUCUUUUUUUGUCCACUUCCUAACUUUUAGGAGGUUAUCACAUAAAGCAAUCCAAAACACAAAUUUUUGAUCUUUGAAAACAAUGUAUCAACAAGUAUCUAGCGCAACAGAAAUCCAAUAAGAUUUUUUUAUGUAUAGUUACAGGUAUGUUAAAGUGUAUCUCUUUUGCUUUUUCAAUCACACUUCUAUCUAACUAUCAACAAAAUAAUUUAUAUUUUUUCUUCUGAUUAUUGCGGCCCUCC
Messenger RNA from Hydractinia symbiolongicarpus, 2498 nucleotides. RefSeq names its product monocarboxylate transporter 12-like. Bases 112 to 1440 code for a protein of 442 amino acids. The transcript has a single exon. The record is from RefSeq and is a predicted model, not a curated record. Gene Ontology annotation, molecular function: transmembrane transporter activity. Gene Ontology annotation, biological process: transmembrane transport. Lineage: Eukaryota; Metazoa; Cnidaria; Hydrozoa; Anthoathecata; Hydractiniidae.